This is a messenger RNA of Didymodactylos carnosus, 1830 nucleotides long. The record is from the annotation of a GenBank genome assembly. NCBI's taxonomy places the organism in Eukaryota, Metazoa, Rotifera, Eurotatoria, Philodinida, Philodinidae.
AUGGUGUACAUAUGUUCUAAUUGUAAAAAAGGUUAUCAUAGCAAAUGCCAAGAUGAAUGGUCCUGCGAUUGCAAAUGUAACGUUGGCAAUGGUGCUGAUGUGACACAAAAAGCUGCGGCUAUUGGUGGUGGAGCAGCAUUAGCAGUUGGUGGUAUUUUUGUAACUGUAUGCACAGGUGGCUUGGGCGCGGUUCUUCUCGGUGGAGCAAUGUUAGGUGCUGGUAUUAGUUCUACUUGGAAUGGAACUGAAAAAGCAAUUAAAGGUGAAAGAAUAGACGGUAAAUCAUAUGCUGCAGAUGUUGCUUUCGGUGCGGUAGCUGGAGUUGCAACUGGCGGUAUCGGUGCUGCUGGUGAAACAGUUGCGGCGAAUGUGGUUAAACAGGGUGCGAAAGAAGUGGCAAAAGCUGGAGUAAAAAAGCUUGCUGUGCGAACUGCUACGGGUGCUGUAGCCGGUGUUGUAUCAAAAACAAUAGAUGAAGUUAAACAGUGUUCAACGACUGAUAAAGAAUGGUCGGAUUUUGGAAAAAAUUUUGAUGAAAAUGGUAAAGAAAAAGGUACAGCAGUUUCAUGGGUGACAAGUGCUGCUGUAGGAGGUUUUGGUGGAGCAGGCAGUCAUGUUAGCUCUAAUUUAACAAAAUCGAUCCCAUCGGGUGUUACUCGAAGUGUUACACGCGUUGCUGUUAGUGGAUCAACUGCGGCAGUGGGUGACGCAACAGUUCAAGGAAUCAAUAUAGCUACUGGAAAUCAAGGUGAGUAUGACGUCGGGCGAACUGUAAAAAGUGCUGCAAGUAGCGCAAUCAUGACAGCAGGUCAAGAAGCAAUAAAAAAUGGAGUUUAUCGUGUAAACGGUGGGAAAAAUAACUUGCUACAUGAAGAAUCAAACAAAAAACUGAUUGAAGAAAAGGUACCUGAAGAAGCUAGAAAAGAAGUAAUGGAUGGAUAUAAAAAUUUGAAGAAGAUACCUCAAGAUACAUUAAAUCGAGAAAGUGCAACAGCUUCUGCAUAUACCAAUUACAAAAAAGGAGAAGAGUCGAUCACGAAGAAUUACGAUUCACGAAUUCAGUCACAGAUUGAUCUGAGAGACGCUGCACUAGGUAAAAAGGCCAUUGAAUCUGUCAGACAACAUCAACAACAGAUAGACUCGUUGGUUACAGAAAAAAAAGUAGCAAUUAAAGAUUUUCGCACUAAUAAUCCACCUGUCAGAAAAACUGAUAUUGGUUAUAUGAACCAAGAAAAAGCUCAUUUUCUUACUGGAGACAAGAUUGGACAAGUGGCCGUUGAUGUUAAAACACCGAAUGACCCCUCAAGAGGAGCUAGUAGAGCAACAUUUGAUUACGACGCUAAUGAUCAAGGACGGUUUAAAUUUUCUGGACAUACAAGUGGUCAUGAUUAUACACGACUCCCUAAUCAUGCGUCAAUUGGCGUUGGUGGCUUAUUAUUCACUGUACCAAAAUGCGAUAAAAAAAAGAAAGAUGUUAUUCAACAUCUAGCUCAAAAAUAUAAUCUUGUUCCAAAACCUGUUCAACAACAUACAUGUGCCAAUACAUUUGAUCAGAUUAAAAAUGCGGUUCAUAAGUUUUAUUUAAGAGACGAUGUUUCUUAUCAAUUACCUGAUAAACGUGGUACUAUUGUUGUUAAAAAUGAUGAUAACACUAAAAUAACAUAUCACAAAAGAAUACUUUUGAAUAAUUUACGUGAAAGUUUUGAAUUAUUUAUAGAAGAGAAUAAAGGAAUAAUUAUUUCUCGUUCAUCGAUUACUGAUUUAAGACCUCCAUUUGUAGUUCCAAAAGCAGCGCUAGCUCAUAGAAUAUCUAAUACUGAAAGCAAUUGA